AUGGACGAACCGGGUUGUGCUUGGCCUUUCUGGAAGUUUGGGAUGAAGAGAGACGAUCUCUCCACCAAACUACAAGACCAAUACAACACUAUCCCUUCCAGCAUCCAGGACCCCGAUGCCUUUCACAACGAUGUCUGCGAGAUCUCCCACAUCGCCGACACCGCCGACGAGUUCCAUCGCCUCAUGGCUGACCGCAAGGAACAACGCUUGAAAGAACUCAACAUGUCGCUUGAUCUCGCUGCUGUCGAGAUCAUUGCGAACCCCAAGCUCGUCGGCACGGCGCAGUGGUCGUACGCUCUGCAGCUCUUCCGAACACGCUCGCUCGACUCCCUGGUGCGACUGUUCUCAAGCUAUCUCCCCGACGACUAUUCAUGCGCGCAAGGCUACUAUGCAUCCUCCACCGGCACUUCCUUUAGUGAUCGAUGCAGCUCUCGCACGGCGAGCACCAACCUUAGCAGUCUCGACGACGGUCCCUGUUUCUUUCACGAUGAUGAUGACGACAAGCCCGUUAUGACGCAUGAACCCUUUCACAUUUCGACUUCUAUCUCUUCCUCCGCUAUUACCACCGAUCUCCCUCCCUCCCCUCGUUCCAUGACGAUGCACUCCGAUACCUCUGUGUCGUCACCGAUCGACCAUGAUCACGACCACAGCUACCACCUCCACAACCUCACGCCUGCGCGAACAUUAUCCUUUUCCGGAUCCGAGUCCGGCCGACUUGAAGAGAGACGGCUUCAGUGUCUCGAUGAAGACGACGAUGAGGAAGAAGAUACCUCACAGUCCGAAGAUCCCGACUCUCUGACGACGUCGGUCUCUGAUCUAGAAGACCACCGUUCGACGCGUGAAUCUACCGUGGAAGAGGAGCAACCUAGCGAAUACACCGAUAGCGCCAUUAGAGAAGACGACUGCGAAGAAGAGUUCCCGACAACCCAACUUCCCUUCGACCUCUACGACGACGUGAUGGAGUCUUCGGAAACACCAACACCCAAACCAGAAACAAUAACAACGGCGGCAUCUUACCUUGACAGCAAAUCUCCUUUCCGUUCGAUACCCCAAUCUUUCCGCGCGUCUUCACCAAAGAUACCCCAUCUUCACCGCCGUCGUGACGCCAGCCCCGCAAAGGGCAUUAGCAGCAGUAGUAUCAGUAGGAGGACCCCCGAAGAAUCAGCGUGCCGUAUUCAGAAGCCGCAGCCCGACGUCGCACGCGUGCGGGCCUCGGCGGCAAGGGAGCGUAGAAGAGGCUUGGACUAG
Molecule: messenger RNA, 1248 nt
Organism: Colletotrichum fioriniae
Lineage: Eukaryota; Fungi; Ascomycota; Sordariomycetes; Glomerellales; Glomerellaceae
Source: RefSeq, a predicted model, not a curated record